AUGAAGCUUCCGGAAGGCCGGCCCCUGACCUUGGCAGAGGCCUGCGAGGCAGCUGGUCGCGGCGUGACGACCGGCCAGACAGCUCAAGAUGAUGAAGUGCAAGUUCUAGAUCCAGACGAGGCUCCUGUCAAAGCUGAGAAGUUCUCGUCCUUCGAUGAUGCAGACGAGUUUCCGAGAGAAAUCCGGGAAGAACUCAAGAGUGCCGGCUUUCCUGCACCAUCACAGAUUCAGGCGUACACCUGGCCGCUUGGUUUGCGAGGCAAGGACAUCAUCGGUAUUGCCGCAACAGGCAGUGGAAAGACUUUGGCAUUCCUGCUGCCGGCUUUCGCUCAGAUGAUGGAAGAGAACCACCGUCCGGAGCGAGAUGGUGCUGGCGCUCUUGUGAUGUCGCCAACGCGAGAGCUGGCGCAGCAGACAGAAGCCGAGGCCCAGCGGUUUGGGAAGUGCCUGGGCUUCCGGUGUGUCGCCAUGUACGGUGGCGCGCCGAAGGGCGACCAAAUGGCCAGAUAUCGGCAGGGCUGCCAUACUAUCGUGGCCUGCCCUGGGCGCCUCAACGACUUCUUAGAGGGCGGACAGGUCCGCUUGGAUGGAGUCUUGAAGCUUGUGCUGGAUGAGGCUGAUCGCAUGCUGGACAUGGGCUUUGAGCCGCAGAUCCGCAAGAUCUUGGCCAGGCUUCCGCGCAAGCGGCACACGCUCUUCUUCACGGCAACCUGGCCGAAAGAAGUCAGGAAGCUGGCAAGUGAGAUCCUGAACAGGCCUUACAAGGUCAUGAUUGGAAACCGGGAAGUCUUGAAGGGCAACCAGGACAUCACCCAGAUCGUGAAGUGCAUGGAUGCCUUCAACAAGAAUCGAGAGAUCGUGAACACCCUCCGCGAGGCUGGCUUGACAAAUCCCAGUGCGAGUGGGAAGGCCCUUGUCUUUUGCAACACGAAGCGGAUGUGCGAAAACCUCUCCAACGACCUGCACCGCCAAGGCCUGCCGUGUACUUCCAUCCAUGGAGAUAAGGACCAGCGCCAGCGCGAAGAUGCCCUGCAUGGCCUGAAAUCAGGCCGGUACAAAGCCCCGGGCUCAUGA
Molecule: messenger RNA, 1074 nt
Organism: Symbiodinium natans
Lineage: Eukaryota; Dinophyceae; Suessiales; Symbiodiniaceae
Source: the annotation of a GenBank genome assembly